Ctenopharyngodon idella (grass carp) is the source of this 6510-nucleotide messenger RNA. RefSeq lists its product as uncharacterized. The transcript has 5 exons. The coding region runs from base 3262 to 4710 and encodes 482 amino acids. NCBI's taxonomy places the organism in Eukaryota, Metazoa, Chordata, Actinopteri, Cypriniformes, Xenocyprididae. The record is from RefSeq and is a predicted model, not a curated record.
CUCACAUGAGAGAAGAUGAGGUGUGUGUCGAUAACUCCUUUGCUGUUCCUGGCUACAAUGCUGUUUGCUCAGGUUACCUGCCAAAUGCCUGGCCCUUCAACCUGCCUUUGUCUCAAGACGUCAGAAACCGUUCUCCGCAAGGAAAAUAUCAGAAGUUACAAGAUACAGAAAGCAGGUGUCUGCCAAAUUGAUGCCGUUCAAUUUAAAACAGUCAGAGGAUUGACUUUUUGCUCUGAUCCACGAAAGCUUUGGGUAAAAAGAGCCAUACAAUAUGUGGACAAGAAGAAGAAUGCAAAUAAAACGACAGCACGUCCCAAAAACUCUACAUCAACAUUUAAAACAACAACACAACUGAAUACAACAUCACACUGGAAUAGACAGGAUGAACUAGGAGCUUCGUCACCUAAAUUUAUUAACGAAGAUUUAAAACAGUCAAUGGAUUAACUUUUUGUGCCGAUCCACAAAAUCUUUGGGUGAAAAGAGCCAUGCAAUUUGUGGACGAGAAGAAGGCAGCAGCAACUGAAAUGACAGCACGUCCCAUAAACUCUGCAUCAACAUUUAAAACAGAAUCAACGCUAAUAACAACAUCACACUGGAAUAGACAGGAUGAAACAACUACUUUAACUGAGCUAGCUGAAUUUGCUUACAUGUGUCUGUAAUUUGUGCAAAUUUAUUUGCCCCUGGUUAGUUUGCAGUGUAUGGUAUAAUUCCCCAACUCCACAAUACUUUAAAGGUGGAGUCAGUAGAUUUUGAAAAACACUGUUUGGAAGUUAGUCAGCCCGACACCAAUAACAAACGUGUAACCAAUCAGCAUUAACCACUGCGCACUGACGACGCUUAGAGAAUGUGUUGUUUAGCGUCAUUGUUAGUGCACUCGCCUCACCUGCCAGCAGCGGACGGGCUGGGGUUCGAGACCGACUUGGAGCAGGGUGGUUAGGAUUGGAAUGUGAGUUUUGGAGGCGGAGCAAUGAAGAGAGGGGUGGGUUUGUUUGGGUUGAUUUCAAAUAUCAACAAUGUCCAACAGCAUUGUUAAAAAUCUACUUAUCCCACCUUUAAUUUUGUGUUUCACUAAUGCAUUUACUGGCAAUAACCUGAUGAAACAGAACAUAAAGUUUUUAAUCCUGAAAAACGUGAUGAAGAGCAUACCAUUAUCCCUUGUGUGUAAUUUUCCAAUAAUAAUGUUUAGGCAUUGCACAUGUGUACUGUAUGCACUGCACUGCACUUGUCCUCGUUGAAGCCCCCGUUCCCUUGCAUGAUGCACGAAACUCUCCACAACUUGGUUUGAGAGGAGGUGGAGUAGAUCACAGGAUGGGUUUUGUGAGGAAAAAGUGGAUGCAAAGAAUAAGUUGGUGGGCGAUGUGUUUUCCAUACAAAGUCAUGCUUAUUAGAGUACAGCAAGGUUUAAGUUUGAAAUAUGGUGAUGCAUUUUGUUAGCCAUGAAAUGCAAGAAUCAGCAGAGACAUCAGAGGGACCAUAGUGAGUGGGCCGCCAUUCUCAGCAUUUCUUUAAAGCAAAUAAGAGCAAGUCAAUGAGGUAAAUGUAAGCUAGGUCAGGUUUUUGUGGUCUGGGAUGAUGAUGGUUGUAUAUUAUAGUAUGCAACAAUACAAUGACAUUGUUCAGAUAGGCCAUAUCAGAAUGAUCCUUCUAAGUGGUGUUGCUAUUUAUUACAUAUUUUUGAAAAAGAUUUUUUUUUUUUUUUUUUUUUUUGAUAUUUUAAAGCAGGGUUUUCCAUGGGGUUCGUGAAGCCCUGGGUGUUCAUGAGGGAACUGCAGAUGGUUUGUGAAUUGAUUAAAGUAUAGUUAAUAAUUAAUAACAUUGUAAAAAUGUAAAUAAAAAUGCAAUAACAAUUGUAACCUUUUAAGAUACUCCACACAAAAAUGAGAACAAAGAGAUUGUUUUAGAAAAAUAAUUCCUCUCUGUGAGUCCAUAUUAUGCAAGUGCAGAGAACUGUUUUUAUAACAGUAAAAACUCUUUUCAUGUAAUCUUAAUGUUAUAGUCAAAUUUAUCAAAAUAUAGACCCCACUUUAAUGCUAUUGAAAUAGUAUAGACUUAUUGUAGAGUACUGAAUGAAAGAUUUUUCUGUUGCUACAUGAAAACGUUUGAAAUGUCUGUGUAUUUGAAAAAUAUUUCCUCUAAUCCACUUAAUCUGUGAUAAAGUAUGCAUGACAGGAAAGGGAAAGUGUCCAACUUCAUCUCACAUCAGUGCUGACGUGAGCCAUAUUGCACACUGUGAGUGUGAUACUGCUUUUUUACAAUAGUUCAAAAUCACGCUCCCAUCUCUGAUCAGGGCCCCUUGAAUUGUCCAGCCCUUCUCGCUAAAAAAACUACACAGUAUUUUUUUUUUUUUUUUUUUUUUUAGUAAGCUAAACUUAAUUUACUAUUUAUCCAAUUGAUUUGCCCAAUGAAUUUGAAUUGACAAAAUUAAAAUUAAAAGUUAUCUCAAUGUUUGGGAGUAUAAGUAAAACUCAUCCACCCAAAAAAGAUUUUUCCCCAGAUUUCUUAAAAGUGUAGGCCUACAUAUUGUUACACAACUACAGUAGUAUUUUGAAAAUGAUGUUUGUUUAUAUGUGUUUGGCUACAUUGCUAAUUGCUGCAAAAACAUGUUGUAAAAAGAAACCUUUAAUGCAAGGAGAGCCCAAACCCUAAUAUGCACCAGGAGCAUUUGCGAUAUUUUUCACCAAUAUGCUAUUAUUACAGUUUCAACUAAGAGUGCUCUUGUUUGAGCGUGCUUGGCACUCUCUAGCACUCCUGUAGAAUGCGGGACAAACUGCGUUGUGUACGGUUUUAAUAUACAGUGGUGGUCAGAAUUAUUGGCACCCUUGGUAAAUAUGAUCAAAGAUGACUAUAAAAAUAAACCUGCAUUGUUUAUCCUUUUGAUCUUUAAUUCAUAAAAUUAGCAAAAAUCUAACAUUUCAUUGACGGAAAAGAAUUGAAAGUGGGGGGAAAAUUCACAUUAUGAAAUAAAUGUUUUUCUCCAAAACACAUUGGCCACAAUUAUUGGCACCCCUAGAAUUUUUUAUGAGUAAAUUAUCUCUGAAGCAUAUUCCCAUUCAUAUUUACAUUUUUUUUUUUUUUUUUUUUUUUUAGCACACCAGGGUGAUCAUGAACAUGAAAUUGUCCAGCCAUGGCUUCCUGUUCCACCGGAGUAUCCACCUUUUUCCUCACUUCUCCGUGGGGGGCGCCAUAUCGGCGACUUACUUCCGGUAGGAUGCUCUGAACUUCCGUUUAGUAAUUGUCAUCAGCUAGACGACGUUCCUAGUGAUGGCGAAUAGUGGAGGUUCUGGGAGAAUUUGUGCUGUUAAAGGUUGUCACAACAGCUACAGAAAGCUCAAAAAACUUCUGGAAGAUGAGUGUUACGACCACAAGCCAACAACAAAAGCGGAAUGUAAAUGUCCAAAACCAUUUAAAUUGCACAAGAUGCCAACCAACGACGAGUGCAAAAGACAAUGGCUUGCUGCACUUAAUUUGAAAUUCCCGCCACGUAACAUCCAUGUAUGCUCAUUCCACUUUGUGGACAGACAACCAACAACGGAAAAUCCUUAUCCUGAACUUUGGCUUGGAUAUGAUCGUCCAUUAAGAAAGAAGAGAAGACGACGAACUUGUCCGGACCAAGGGGUUGGUGUUUGCCAAGAGCACAUUGAAAUGGAUGAAGGAAGGCCUGGAGAAGAGAGUCUUACAUCUCCCCCCAGUCCCAUGCAAUCAAAUGUUGAUGACCACAGCUGUACAUCUAAGAACUUUGCCUCUGUUAGAACACAAUGGGAAGACCACAUCUUUGAGGAGCAUUGUUAUACUAAAAAAGAACACCAUGUAACUUAUGUAAACCAGUCAACACAGUGUGAUACAUUCAAGCCUCCUACUCUGAGGAACGACUCUGACUCAAAUCUGUACACCGGGCUCCCACUCCACACAUUUCAUACCCUUGUAGCUGUUCUGCGUCCCCAUGCAAAUGUGUCAUACCAGAAUGAAGUUGAACAGCAAAUCUUGCUCACACUAAUGAAGCUGAAAUUAAACCUUUUGAUAGAAGACCUAGCCAUUCGAUUUUGUAUAUCAGUGAGUCAAGUGAGCAGGAUCAUUUCUUUUUGGAUUGACACCAUGGCUGUAGUCUUGAAGGAUCUGAUACCAUGGCUCCUCAAAGAAACAAUAAGGGCCACAACACCAGAGGCAUUUAAGCAGUAUUAUCCCAAUGUUACCUGUAUCUUAGACUGCACUGAAAGUGAAAUCCAAAAGCCAAGGAACCUGGACUCAAGGUCUGAAUCGUACAGCCACUACUAUGCUUGCAACACUAUCAAAUAUUUAGUGGCUAUUGCACCUUGUGGUCUAGUGAUGUUUAUAUCAGCAGCAUAUGGGGGCCGCUGUAGAGACAAAUUUAUCACGUGUGACUCUGGUAUUCUUGAAUACUUCAAACUGGGAGAUGAAGUGAUGGUGGAUAGGGGUUUUUUGAUUAGAGACUUGUUGUAUGAAAGACAAGUCAACUUGAUAAUUCCUCACUUUGCCAACAAAACACAGCUGACAGAAGAAAAAGUCACAUGCAGUCACAGGAUUGCAAAUGUAAGGAUACACGUUGAAGGUGCAAUUAGGAGACUGAAAGUGUACAAGGUGUUGUCUCAAACCUUGCCUAUCACUCUUAUGCCAAAGAUUGAUAAAAUUCUCCGUAUAUGUGCAGCUUUAGUAAAUUUGCAUGGUGAGCUGAUCCGUGAAGCAGAUAAUUAAUGCUCAGACUGUUGCAUGUGGUGAAAUUUGUACUUAUGUAUUUAAUCACAAUACUUGACAUUUUUAAUUCUAAAAAAAUAUCUCAGUUAUCUCGGUUUUGUGUCUGAAGAACUGACUCUCUCCCUGAAGUCAUGAUGUGUUUCAUAGCUUGGUGUAGAUGGUAACCUUUUUCCCUCCCUUGCAGAUGACACAGCAUAUACAUCUUCAGCUUUGUGAUGUUUAAAUGUUAUCUGACUGAUUCUUUUCUGUUCAAGAUUUCUUCUGGUCCCUGCAUUCCAUCUAUGCUGCUCAUCAGUGCAAGAAAGCCCUGUAAUACCACUGGCCACUGCAUUCUGCACCUUUCAAAAAUCAGAACAUAUUGUCUACUUUAUUUACUUUGUUACUUAUUGCACAGUACAUCACCAUUAGCACAUGAAACAUUUUUAUGUUUUUGGUUUAUUUAUUAUAAACCAAAAAAAAAAAAAUUAUUGGUUAAAAAUUGCUGUUAGAAAAUUAUCACGCAGCACAUACAGACUAUUUAAAUCUAUUUGCUAUACGUUUCGCCACACUAAGCAGUGUUGCUCUAUUUAUAAAUACCCACCUUCCACAACACAGCAGCAGCAUGGCUACAAGACCUACCGGGGCCAGCUACACAGGAGCAUCCAGCAGUUUCCACUACUCCGUUAUUUUGUAACAUAAAAAAAGGUGAAAAAGGUGAUAAACAUGAGGAAACACAAAGGCCAAAUUCCCUUAAUCAUUCAUCACAAUGAGUAAAACCAAAGAAUAUAGUUCUGAUGUGCAGCAAGAUUGUUGAGCUUCACAAAAUAGAAAGUGGCUGUAAGAAAAUAGCUAAAGCAUUGAAAAUCCCCCUUUCCACCAUCAGGGCAAUAAUUAAGAAGUUCCAAUCAACUAAAGAUGUUACAAAUCUGCCUGGAAGAGGACGUGUGUCUAAAUUGUCCUAAUGCACGGUGAUUAGGAAAGUUUGAGUGGACAAAGACUCUCCAAGGAUCACAGCUGGAGAAUUGCAGAGAUUAGUUGAGUCUUGAGUCUCAGAAUGCCUAAAAAAAAUUACCAAACCGCACCUACAUCCCCACAAGUUGUUCAGGAGGGUUUCAAGAUAAAUCCUCCUCGCUCAUCCAGAAACAAUCUCCAGCAUAUUCAGUUGUCAGACACGACUGGAACUUCAAACGGGACCGGCUUCUAUGGUCAGAUGAAACUAAAAAAAGAGAUUUUUGGCAGCAAACCCACCAGAUGGGUUUGGUGCACACAUGGAUAAAAAGUACCCAAUGCCCACGGUUAAAUAUACUUCUGGAUCUUUAAUGUUGUGGGCCUAUUUUUCUGCUGGAGAUCCUGGACAUCUUGUUCAGACACCUGGUAUCAUGGAUUCUAUCAAAUACCAACAGAUAAAAAAUCAAAACCUGACCGCUUCUGCUAGAAAUCCAAUAAUGGGCCAUGAUUGGAUCUUCCAUCAGGACAAUGAUCCAAAACAAACAUCAAAAUCAACACAAAAAUGUGUCACUGAGCACAAAAUGAAGCUUCUGCCAUGGCCGACUCAGUCCCCUGACCUGAACCCUAAGGAAAAUGAGUGGAGUGAGCUGAAGAGAAGAAGCACCAGCAUGAAGCUGGGAAUCUGAAGGAUCUGGAGAGAUUCUGUAUGAAGGAAUGGUCUCUGAUCUCUUGUCAGGUGUUCUCCAAACUCAUCAGGCAUUAUAGGUGAAGACUUAGAGCUGUUAUCUUGGCAAAAGGAGGUUGCAAAAAGUUUGAAUAAAAGGGUGCCAAUAAUUGUGGCCAACGUGUUUUGGAGAAAAACAUUUAUUUCAU